AAUGAACCGGAUAUGCAAUUGGAUUGAGCCGAAGGUGAUAGAUGAUGAACUGCUCAAGCAGGCUGUGUCGGAUCAGGGCCCCCAGGACGAGGCCGGGCAACUGGCCAGACAAGAGGGCAUCCUCUUCAAAGAUGUCCUAUCCCUGCGGCUGGACUUCCAGAACAUCCUCUGCAUAGACAACCUCUGGCAGUUUGAGAACUUGAGGAAGCUACAGUUGGACAAUAAUUUUAUUGAGAAAAUUGAGGGCCUGGAGAACCUCACACACCUGGUCUGGCUUGACCUGUCUUUCAACAACAUUGAGGCUAUUGAGGGGCUGGACACGCUGGUGAAUCUGGAGGACCUGAGCUUAUUCAAUAACCGGAUCACCAAGAUCGACUCUCUGGAUUGCCUCGUUAAGUUGCAGGUGCUCUCACUGGGCAACAACCAGCUCAAUGACCUGAUGAAUCUCAUCUACCUUCGGCGGUUCAAGAACCUUCGAACACUCAACCUUGCUGGGAACCCCCUUACUGAGGCAGAGAAUUACAAGAUUUUCAUCUGUGCCUACCUGCCUGACCUUGUGUACCUGGACUUCCGGCGCAUUGAUGAACGUUUGGCAAAGAAAGCAGAGGCCAAGUACCAGUACAGCAUCGAUGAGUUGAAGCACCGGGAGUUUCUCGCACAGAAGCAGUUGGAGAGGGAGCAGGCCCAGAAGCUGGAACUGGACAAGCACAAGGCCGCCUUUGUGGAGUACCUGAAUGGCUCCUUCCUGUUUGACAGCAUGUAUGCCGAAGACACUGAGGGCAACAGGUUGGCUUCCCUUUCUGGCGUCAGUGAGCUGCUGGAGGUCUACAAGGACAAAUUCAUCAUCAUCUGCCUGAAUAUAUUUGAGUAUGGCCUGAAACAGCAGGAGAAGCGGAAACUGGAGGUCGAAACCUUCACAGACUGUAUCAACGAGGCCAUCCAGGAAAACCAGGAGCAAGGCAAAAAGAAAAUCACCAUAUUUGAGGAGAAACACAUGCUGAGUUUAAGUGCCAUUCAAGAGGAGUCUGAACCGAGCAAGAUGGAGGCAAAGAUCACAGAGUGCAAUGAAGACAUAACAGAGCUGUUCAAUGUGCUCAUGACAUUGGAGAUGCAGUUGGUAGAGCAGCUGGAGGAGACUAUAAACAUGUUUGAAAGGAACAUCAUUGACUUAGUGGGACUCUUUGUUGAAAACGUUCAAAGCCUGAUGGCUCAGUGCCGGGACCUGGAGAACCACCAUCAUGAGAAGCUCCUGGAGAUCUCCAUCAACACUCUGGAGAAGAUUGCCAAGGGUGACCUGGAUGAUGAGAUGCCCGAGGACUUGCGCUCGCUGUUUGUUGAUAAAGACACAAUUGUCAAUGCUGUUGGGACAUCACAUGACAUCCACCUCCUGAAGAUUGACAAUCGAGAAGAUGAGCUGGUAACCAAGGUCAACUCCUGGUGCACACAUUUAGUGGACAAGAUUCACAAGGAUGAAAUAGCAAGGAAUCGCAAGCGAGUGAAGGAAAUCAAUCAAUUCAUUGACCACAUGCAAAAUGAACUGGACAACUUGGAAAUCAGUGAUGUUUUAGAUUAGGGAGUUUUGUGAAAUGCCUUGUGAAAAUGCAACCUUGGGCCCAACUUGCAUGCACACCUAACAGCACCUAAGAAGAGUUAUUGGGAUCAUUCACAAAUCCCUCUCCUGGAAGCUGUUCUUUCCUCACCCCUGAAAGAAACAUCCAGUUGUAAAAAAAAUUAAAUAAAGAACUUAAUUCUU
Suncus etruscus (white-toothed pygmy shrew) is the source of this 1753-nucleotide messenger RNA. RefSeq names its product dynein regulatory complex subunit 3 (gene DRC3). Bases 2 to 1573 code for a protein of 523 amino acids. Gene Ontology annotation, molecular function: protein binding. Lineage: Eukaryota; Metazoa; Chordata; Mammalia; Eulipotyphla; Soricidae. The transcript is spliced from 12 exons. The record is from RefSeq and is a predicted model, not a curated record.